This is a messenger RNA of Racocetra fulgida, 324 nucleotides long. Lineage: Eukaryota; Fungi; Glomeromycota; Glomeromycetes; Diversisporales; Gigasporaceae. The record is from the annotation of a GenBank genome assembly.
CUUCACGUUGUGGUGUUAAAAAUUAUGUCAACGUGCUCAAGAGUGUUCACCCUACGGUGGAGCUAUUUUUCCCUGUAACAAAACAAUAUUUACAAGAAUAUAUUGAUGCCAAGAAGAAACAGGGAACCAUCAAGGCAAAUUCUCUUGACCAAUACUUUCAACAUAUUGAAAGUUAUAACAUGGCUCUUGGACAUGGGUGGGACUCUCAAGAAUUUGAACCCAUGAUGCGUGAAGUUUUAGAGGAAUUGGUACGAAUUGAAGAAAAAUAUAACAGUACACGUAAAGCCACCUUAACACCUGGUGACGAAGAAAGUGAUGAACUAA